GCUGUUCCACAACAACGCUUCUAUAGUUCUGUGAAAAUGCAUGGUCUUGGCUUAACUGUUGAAUGUAUGCGACUCAGUUCAAUAACAGAUAAUCUCUGCGAGGAAAAUUCACUCUCCCCCUCGGGUGAGGUCAGAAUUGUUCCUGAUGUAUCAACCAAAUGCAGACUCCCCUGGGUAAGAAACCAAGAAAUGGUUUUGGUUGACAUGUUAACUGAACCUGGUAAAGCAUGGCAGUACUGUCCGAAGGAUGUGCUUCGUAGAUUUUCAACAAUUUUAGAAGAUGAAUUUGGCUUGGUCAUGAAUGUAGGGAUUGAAGUUGAAUUUUACCUUUUGAAGAGUGUAAUAAAGGAUGGAAAAGAAACAUGGGCCGCAAUUGACAGGUCCUCUUACUGCUCUACAGCAGCAAUAGAUGUUGCAUCAUCAGUUCUUGAAGAGGUUUUCGUUUCAUUGCAGUCCUUGAAUAUUAUUGUCGAGCAGCUACAUUCAGAAGCUGGGAAAGGCCAGUUCGAAAUUGUCCUGGGAUACACAGAUUGUCGUAGAGCAGCUAAUAACUUAAUAAUUACACAUGAAAUCAUCAAAGGAAUUGCAAGGAAACAUGGGCUGCUAGCAAGUUUUAUGCCAAGGUAUUAUUACGAUAAUGUCUAUCCCUGGUAUGAUGAAUAUUCAAAAGACGAUGUUGGCUCUGGAUCACAUUUGCACAUCAGUUUAUCUAAGAAUGGAGAAAACGUUUUUAUGGCAUCUAUUGAACCAAAUCGGUAUGGGAUGACCAAGAUUGGAGAAUCGUUCAUGGCUGGGGUGUUAGAUCAUCUUCGUUCCAUAUGUGUAUUUACAAUGCCUAUUGAAAACAGUUAUGAGCGCUUAAUGCCUAAGUCGUGGAAUUCAUCAUACCUUUGCUGGGGGUUGGAAUGCAAAGAGUUAACUAUAAGAGCUUGUUGCCCUCCUGGAGCUCCAGAUGGUGUAGUAACCAAUUUUGAAAUUAAAACAUUUGAUGGAUCUGCAAACCCACACCUUGGUCUUGCCUGUAUAAUUAUUGCUGGGAUCGACGGCUUGCGGAGAAAUUUACCAAUUCCAGAUCCAGUAGAGCCAGAAGCUGAUGUCUUCGAUCACAAUGAUGACAACGAUGAUAUAAGAGUACCAGCUUCUCUUAGAUGCUCUAUAAUCCAUAUAUUCUCUGAUGAAUGGUUUAAAGAAAUGUUGGGUGAGAACUUUUUGAUCACCAGACGAGGAAUUUGCAGCGAAGAAAUCGGACACUACAUGAUGGGUAGAGACGAAAAAUACGUGCACUGUGUAUUCAAUUAUUAGGUUUAUCACAUGCAUCAGAGAGAUCAGGAUGGUUCAUAUUGUUAAUUAUUAUAUUUGAACA
Molecule: messenger RNA, 1363 nt
Organism: Nicotiana tabacum (common tobacco)
Lineage: Eukaryota; Viridiplantae; Streptophyta; Magnoliopsida; Solanales; Solanaceae
Source: RefSeq, a predicted model, not a curated record